AUGGCGACCCAUUCACUAGUACCGGACCCUCCCUCGGGCUCGGAAACCCAACGGCAACCAAGAAGCCUCAGGAGAUCAAUAACUCGUUUACCGGUGACGACUCGAUCACCCAAAGAGCAUGCUGUGACCGAACCAACACGACCUCUUCCCAAGAAUCCGAACUUUCGCCACGUGCUCAAAAGCGAAACAACUUCGAGUCGUACAGUCACAGACUCUCGCCUACCGUCCAAAAACGCUACGCCAAGUGUUGUACAGGCACGACCUCCAUCGGCCACCCCAUCGGUCCAGAGUAAUGCUAGCAAGGCACAAUCACUGGGGCGCCGGUCCUUACGUGCUCCUGCUUUGAGCACAAAGACACCGUCUUUAGUAUCAGGCUCGACUAUAUCAGCACCGGACAGUCCCCAUUCGGCACUACGGAGGAAGCCUUCGACGAUCAACCAAUAUGCUCUGCGUGUCAAGACUGAUCCUGAGAGCAUGCAAGAACAUCGGGACUUAGUCAAGACAGUGCACAGAGCUCAGUAUGACGAUGAUCUUUUUCCAGAAGCCAUUCUUGGCAUAGCUCUUCCUCCCACUUCUGGACUUGCAUCUCUGAAGACUGUCAGCCGUAUACCAAGCUCGGGACCAAGGACAACCAACUCAAGAACCAACGCAAAGGUCACACGCCCUGUGGUCGAUAUGCAGGCUCCAUUUUCCGAUGUCUCGAGCAGGAACUCCGACUCACCGUUCAGUCAUCGAUCUACACCAACUUCGGCCUCGUCGCACUCCUCGUUGGCCGCAUCCACUUUGGGUUCUACACGUCACAGAGAUAGCCUGGACUUGGCUCGUGCUGCUACGAAAGCACACGCGAAGAAAGACAAGUCUUCUAUCGCCAAUAUCAGCUCCUCGUUACAGCAAGAAACUGGGAAGCUUGCUGCUCCUAUUUCUAGGGACCAAAUCAAACACCAGCAAGAGCUGACCAGACAAGGAUUACUGUUCUCGAAUCCCUUCUCUACUAAGUCCACAUCUAUUCAGAGCCAGAGAGGAUCCACUGCUGCAAAGUCCACAGCUCGGCGCACGUCUCAAGGAGCACUUGUUGACGGUAUCCCGCCAGAAUUUGCGCACCUCAACGUCGAUCCACCACCAAAUCAGUCAACUAGUAGGUUUAUACCUCCCAGAAGACCCAGCAGGGACGGAAUCGACGGCCUAGGCCUCUCCUUAGAUAUACCUGUGGUGCAAAGUAAUCUUUCGCACAUCACCAGAGUACCGUCUCGAGGAUCGAUCGAAACAGGCGUAGAGUCGCCACCGCUGAGCCCAAGAAGGACAUUCGGAUUCGCUCAUCGAAGCUCUUCUCGUCAAAGCAACAAGUCUCAGACAUAUCCAGCGACACCUAGAACGCCUGUCGGACGCUCCGAAAUGGGCACACCUCUGAGUCGCAAAGAUUCGCCGAUGGUCGGACCGAGCCCGAAUACCAUUCGCUCUCCUAGGACAAAUAUACUCUCUAACCUUCACGCGAAACCGUCUACUCCUCCAAUAGCAUCGGAAAGACCUAAGAAAGGACCUUCAGCGGGUACUGGUCAUGAAGGUUAUGGCAAGUUCGGCUUCAGAGGAAGGGGGAGCAGUAUCUUUGGCCGGACUACUCGUUCAUCGAGCAAAGACAGCUCAACCAGUCACUCGGGAUUCUCGUUCCUGAGCAGAAAGAAGAGCAUGGCAGAUGACGGUGAGGAUAGCCUCGACCAAUUCCUGGAAGAAAGGAGAGAGCCUAUAAUUCUCCGUGGAAUCGGGAAUGGAACACAAUCGGGCGAGCAAGAGGCCACCGGAAGACCCAAGUCUGGUCACUCUGACGAGGCCAGGCAUCGCGCAGACUCAUCAGCUACGAAGACGGUCACGCCAACGGGCAGUGCCAGGAAGCCUUCACUUUCUGAGCUAGGAGGUGAAGGUAAAGAAGGUCAUUGGCUGAACUCACCCACAUCGAACAAGAGUCCGACAUUCAUGCAGCGAUUCAAGUCGAAAAUCACGAGCCAAAGCCCAAACAACGAACCUCGGAACCAGCAAAUACCUAACUCGCUACACUUUGGUUCCAUAGAUCAGGCUACCAACCUCGAUCUGACAGACAUAGAGAAGCUUCUCAAUGGCGACAAUCGUUCUUCCCAAAGUUCGAAGAGCUCCGACGUCGAUCUAAAGAACGUCAAUCCGCCUGUGUCUUAUGGCCGAAGACACGAAGGACUUCUGCCUAGUCCGCUAGAGACGCCUUCCCUGAAGAGAACAUCGCUAAGCUCACCCGUUCUUCUCCAAGCAAAAACUAUAACUCAAUUUCAAGCCCCUCAACUCGUGGAAAUAUCCAAAGCUUCAAGCAUAUCACAUCAAGAAGAUGUUCCCGAGGGCAGACUUCGAUCCGUGGGCAGAAUUCCUCAGGUUGUACGAGCAGGUCAAAUCUCACGAGCACAACCACAUCAAGAAAAUGUUGGCGUCUCCAAAGAUAUUCCAAACCAUGGUGUGGAAGCGAACCAAGUUGCCUCGAUUGCCGAUGAGACACGAGAGUUUAUUGCGUUCCCCCCACGAAAGGACUCAGAGCUUUCGUACACCAGCAGCUCUGGUUUCGGAAGCCCUUGCAUUACAAGGACAUCAUUUGUAGGCGAGGACGAGGUCUGGAACGAAUACGACAAUUUGCUGGAUGAGAUCUCGCCUUCUAGGGUGAGAGCAUCAGACACGUCCUCUUUUGGUGCACCCACACCGUUUCAGUAUGGGGACAUGAUCGAUCACAAACCUACAACUCACAACGAAGCGAGCACACCGAGAAGCACCUCGAACCCGGAAGCCAGUAGAAGGGCCUCCAAUUUCGACACAAGUCGUCCAAGCACGACCUUUUCGAUAUCUGACUAUCUCGUCGAUCAAGACGCCACUUCCGAAGCUCCUGUGUCCCCUCGCAAGAAUAGAAGCUCUUUGGUCACUCCUGCUCUUCCUGGUCCAAGGAUUCAAAGAAAGUCGGUUUCUCGCAAGCAGGAAAGACCGGUGGACAACUCUGCCUCCGCGGAGUUGAGAUUUGCAGCACUCAUGACAAGCAAGUGGCUGUCUUUCGGGCGACUUUUGUUCAGCCCUGCACAUGAGGAAGCCAUGACUGGCGAUCAUACUCGCAUCCUGAUUGUCGAUGGUCUCGGGAAGGAGUGGUCCUACAACUGCGCUUUGACCUACCCAAAGUGUCAGUUUUACAACCUUGGUCCUGAACCAAAUUCAUCAUCUUGGGAGACACUAUCGAACUACCAUCAUGUCACGCACCCAUCGAUUUCCACACCGUUCCCAUUCCCCAACAACUACUUUUCGGCGGUGGUCUUCCGCUUUCCCGUCGCCAAUGCGGAUGAUGCUUACCAGGUAUGCUUCAACGAAAUCAAACGCACGAUGCGUCCAUCCGGAUACCUCGAGAUAUCUGUGCUAGAUCUAGAUCUCGUGAACAUGGGCCCAACUGCUCGAAAAGCAAUCCGCGACCUGAAGAUUCGCAUGCACCAACAAGAUAGCCAGAUCAGUCUCUGGAACCAUGGGGACGCUUUCCUCACCCUGCUGGGCAAGCGUGAAUUCGAAAACUUACGCAAGUGCGUCGUCGGCAUUCCCGUAGCUGGACGCAUACGAAGAAGUCACGAUAGCAGCAGUUCGAGCUCUGGUAGCCAGCGGAGAAGAACCUCAGAACAACCAGAACCCGAAUACCUUCGGUUCACAGAGUGGAUGCGGAGCAGCGGCAACAAGAACAAUGAAGAAGAUGAACGACAUGAAAGACGCAAUGAUGAAGAUAUCACGAAGACUGUGGCAAAGAUUGGACGUUGGUGGUACUCGUCCUGCUAUCCUGACCCUGGCCAGUCAACCACAACCGCAUUGUGGGAUACACCUGGUUUGUUGCGAGAGUGCGAGCGCCAGAGAACGAGCUUCAGAUUGCUGUUCUGCUAUGCGCAGAAACCAGUCUGUGUCAAGAGGCGCACAGCGAGUGUUUGA
This is a messenger RNA of Aureobasidium namibiae CBS 147.97, 3957 nucleotides long. RefSeq lists its product as uncharacterized. The coding region runs from base 1 to 3957 and encodes 1318 amino acids. The transcript has 2 exons. NCBI's taxonomy places the organism in Eukaryota, Fungi, Ascomycota, Dothideomycetes, Dothideales, Saccotheciaceae. The record is from RefSeq and is a predicted model, not a curated record.